This is a messenger RNA of Opisthocomus hoazin, 1251 nucleotides long. Lineage: Eukaryota; Metazoa; Chordata; Aves; Opisthocomiformes; Opisthocomidae. The record is from RefSeq and is a predicted model, not a curated record.
AUGGCCGGCCUGUGUGGGGAUCAUCUCCAGCCCCACCUAUGCAAGACUUGCGCCGUCCCUCGCUAUGCACUGAAGGGAAAAGGAAUGCCAGCGGCCACGCUGGGGCUUGCCUGUCACCACAGGAGAUUGAAAGAUGAUGAUAGUGGAGACCAUGACCAGAAUGAGGAGAAUAACACACAGAAAGACAGUGAGAAGGAAAAGAAUGAUCGAGAGAAACCACAGAGUACGACGAAGAGGAAGGCUGUUGUCCCAGGGCCAGCUGAGCACCCCUUGCAGUAUAAUUACACCUUCUGGUACUCCAGACGAACACCCGGGAGGCCCACCAGCUCACAGAGUUACGAACAGAACAUCAAACAGAUCGGCACCUUUGCCUCCGUGGAGCAGUUCUGGAGGUUUUACAGUCACAUGGUACGUCCUGGGGACCUGACAGGCCAUAGUGACUUCCAUCUUUUCAAAGAGGGUAUCAAACCCAUGUGGGAGGAUGAUGCCAACAAAAAUGGUGGCAAAUGGAUUAUCCGUCUGCGAAAGGGCUUAGCGUCACGAUGCUGGGAGAAUCUCAUUCUGGCAAUGCUGGGAGAGCAGUUUAUGGUGGGGGAAGAAAUCUGUGGGGCAGUCGUGUCUGUCCGAUUCCAGGAGGAUAUUAUCUCUAUAUGGAACAAGACAGCCAGCGACCAGGCCACAACAGCCCGGAUACGCGAUACGUUACGAAGAGUGCUCAACCUACCUCCCAACACCAUCAUGGAAUAUAAAACACACACCGAUAGCAUCAAGGAUAAUUCAAGCUUUCGAAACACAAAAAUCACAUUGUGAGAACAAGAGUGGGCACCAAGCUCCUCUCUCCGUGUUGAAAGCACUGAGAGGUCUCCACCAGUGCCCUCCGACAUCUGAAGGGACUCAUGGGCCACUCUCGCACUCCUCCUUGGAGGAAGGAUCCACCUGAAGCCCUCCAGCAGUGGUGACAAUAGAGGCUGUUUUUGUCAUACACAAACUUUUUUUUAGCAGUGGACAGGAGGCCAACCUUUCAAUUAGCAGUGUGCCCUUGGGGCCGCAUCUUGCAGCACUUUCCUCUUUCUCUACACGGCAUGCAGGAUCUCUGGGAUUCUGCCUCGACGUCAGAGCCUUUUGCUGAGGGACACCAGUAUUAUAAAUCUCUCUGCGGCUGGGAGGAGCUUCCCAGUUGAGAGUCAGCCCUGUGGUUUUCAAAUGCCCCCUUUCAGCUCUGCCAAUAAAUUAUUUGGUCUCUUUGUUUCU